Rhipicephalus microplus (southern cattle tick) is the source of this 7908-nucleotide messenger RNA. RefSeq lists its product as uncharacterized. NCBI's taxonomy places the organism in Eukaryota, Metazoa, Arthropoda, Arachnida, Ixodida, Ixodidae. Gene Ontology annotation, biological process: cytoskeleton organization. Gene Ontology annotation, molecular function: protein binding. The record is from RefSeq and is a predicted model, not a curated record.
CGCGCACACGUACGUUAUGACAUCGCGGAAGUGUUUAGGAACUUGAGGGUGUGCACAGUCGGUGCUCUCUGACAAGUGUACCGCCGUAAAUGGCGAAGCGGUGUUUACGUGUGCCGCGCCGAUGUAGUAGACAUUUCACGAAGUGGCCGUGUUGUCAAGGCAAUGCAUAGGGCUGUGUUUAUCUUCGCCCGAGCAAUGCGGACUAAAUUCCUAAUGAACAUUGUCUCUGCGUUAAGCGCGUGAAAUUGUUCGACGGUGUGGUGUAGCCUUCGUGCGAUGACUGCCAGUCGGUCACCGUGUCCGUGUUCAUUGCCUAACAUGGUAUACACAAGGCCGUUAAUCGAAAAUCGCCUCGCUGUUGGACCAGCGGACAUUAUUCGGCGCCUACUCGUGUAGUGGCGCCGUGCAUUGGGUGGCUUACCGGGUGCCGUCGGCUAUGGUCGUCAGCGUCAAGGUAGUCUAGGAUUAUCGAGACCUGUUGAUGAUCUAGAAGCCGCGUCCUUUCGACGUUGUUUGUAGGAGCCACGGGAAGAGAUCGGCAAUGAGUGUGCUCACGGAAAAUUGCGUUCUGUCGCGAACGCGAGCUCAGGAUCUGAAGAGCGUUCGGAAACUAAACUGCUGGGGGAGUGAGCUGGAGGAUGUCAGCAUCGUGCGAAAGAUGUCUCACGUGGAAGUCCUUUCGUUAAGCGUCAACAAUAUCAGCACACUGGCAGACUUCGCACACUGUAAGAAUCUCCAGGAGCUUUACAUACGAAAGAACAACAUUGGAGACCUGAACGAGGUUCUCUACCUAAAAGAUCUUCCUAAGCUUAAAAAUCUUUGGCUGGCCGACAACCCGUGCGCGGAAAGUGACAACUACAGAAUGACGGUGUUGAGGCAUCUGCCCAAUUUGCAGAAACUCGACAAUCAGACUGUUCAGAGUCACGAGGUGGAGCGAGCGCAAGUGCAAGGAGCCGUGCUUAUUCUUCCGACCCUCGACACUGCUGCAGUCGAAGAGAAGGCGCCGCCGACGGCACCCAGUAGUAAUCACAACAAUCGUCAGCAGUCCAGUGUCAACCAGCCGUCGACUAAGUUCAGCCCACCACAGGCGCAUCAGAAUGGCUCGGAGGACGGACACCACAAGUACAGCAAUGUUUCGCGACCGAGGGAGCUUGAAGUGGAAAUGCCGGCCACAGAAGCCAAUGUGCCAAACAGGGCAGCCGCCUUCCAGAGCCCUCAAGUAACCAGCCCACUUUGCAAAGAUCCCCCCAGGCUUGCCGAAGCUGCCUGCUCUCCUGUGCUCCCCAACAUGCCUCAGGAUGGCCACGCCUCGUGCCAGGGCAUGUCGCCUGCCGAGCAGCAUGCAUUUCACGCAAGGGUCCAGACGUUGAUAGAUCACUCAGGCCGAAGGCUGCGCAAGAGUGCAGAAAUCACCUGCGAUCCAGUGGCACUUUUUGAAGGUGAUGAUUCCGCAGCUGCAAGGCAGUCCAACGCCCAAUUGGGCGACACUCGGCGGUUUUCAUCCGUGGAAUACCUGCACACACACUCCUUGGAAUCGGAUGCACUUAUGUCCCCACCGCCAGCCGACAGCAGUGUGCGAGGUGGCGCCACGAUGUAUGCCGAGGUGCACAGGUCGCACAAGGCUGAGAAGGGCUCUCCAACUCGCCUGCUGCCCAAAGGGGGCAAGAACAGGAACGCAAACAUACUUUCAGCCGUCCUGUGCCUCAUCAAAGAACUUGACUAUGCCAGCCUGGAGGUUGUGGAGACAGCUAUUCAUUGCAGGAUGGAAGAAAUGGAUGGUUAGGAUCCAUGCUUUGAGCACCCUGCAUCACUAGCAAACUGCAUUUUUAUGUAAAUUCUGCACUGCGUACUCGUAACACUGUGCCACUUAUGAAAAGCAACGAAGCGAAGGUGGCUAUUCUCACUUAUUUAUUGAUCUAUGUUGCCGAGAGUUUGGAGGUGGUGGUCAUGGCGCCUACUUGCCGAGUACGUCUAUGUGUAUGAUUCACAGGUUUCUGCUGGCUUCAUAUAUCUGUGUCUUGGAAAUAUUGAUAGUGAAGUUGAUGCUGUGAUGUGCAAAGUGGGGUUGAUUGAAGCACUACCAUGCCGGUUUAUUGAAAUCCUUAGUGUAGAAAUUUAUGCGGAAUUAGUUUGAUUUAACCAUUCUGAUUAGAUAUGUGUGUUCGAUAUUGCAGUGCAACUGCCCUCUCAUUUGAAUAAAUUCACUGGUAGGAUUUGUGAUCUGAUAGGCUAUUGUGCCAACCGAGGCCGUGGUGUCGCAGGUUAGUUGGCAUCCUCUGAAUAAAGACAACAUGAAUGAUGCUGUGUGAAUGUGAGGAAAAAGGCUCUGCUGUAAAUUGCCUUCUGUAACUUCUAGCAGAACUUGUGCAUAAUCAUCGUAAUGUAUUCGCACAUAUAUGUACUGUUGUGGGUAGUGGUGUAAACAGGUUUAGGCUACCCGAGCACGGUUUUAAUUUCCAGUCCUUGAGAACUCUAUUUGCACUGCAUUAUGUAAUGACAUUCCUAUACACUGCAUUUUUUUUUGGCCUUGUAUGUAACAUGCAUCACAAUCUCUUUGCCCUGGAUUUUACUUGUGUUUGUUUAACUAUCUGCUGUGAAAGAUAUCUAUGUGAUCUAUUUAUUUUUACAUUUGUGUUACACUAAUAUAAAUCAAAACACUAUUUUUACACCAACGAGCUUCACAAACGAAUGAGAUACAUAUUGUGUGCUACUUACUGUAGAUGAUCACCCGCAAGAACAGACAUUGAAGUCAGUCCUUCAUGCCAAAGUAUGUCCUUGCUGUGCGAGCCAGAUAUGGUUUGCUGUUCAAUAUGCAUUUUUGCGUGCAGCUACCUUUUACAACUUUUUCAUUUUAUCGGUGGUGUUUUUUUUUUAUUAUACAGGUGUGCUUAUCUAUCAAGCAGUGUCUAAUGAUUUUUGCGUAUCCAAGAUACUCGCACAACACUGGCAACAGCCUUUUCUUGACAGGGUGUUAUGUGAUAUAUUUUUUUUUAUAAUGUCCCCGUCACAUCGCUGCUGUUUAUGGCAUCUCAGCAACAUUGCCAAGCCAUACAGGAGCUCUGGACUUCUUGUUAGCUUGGCAUGUCCUGUAGCUCAAGAGUUCACAGUUCACAUUACGCAAUAAUGGGAAGUAUCAGGCCAGGCUAGAUUGUUACUGUAUGCUGGCGCUCUUGGCAUGCCCAAGCCCUUCUGAAAAAAAAAAAAAAUAUUACCUAUAGAAAGAGGCUAUGCUCAUCAUACUUUCCUUAUAACCUACGAUUUGAAUGGGUAAUCUAUCACAAAGUUUCUCACACAUUUUUUUUUAGUCUAUUCGAUAUAGUAAUUCUACAUAACUUGCAAGCUUGAGUACUUUCAUUUUGUAUAAUCAUUCUUAUAUGCAAACUUAUCUACCUUAAUGUAAAGAUACUGUCAUAAAGAAAUUUGGAUGUUUUCUUUUUAUUUACUAUCACAUUUUUUUGUAGUGAGCAGACCUAUUUCAAGUUGGAGAAGCAAUUCAAGCUUUAAAGAAAACAAAAUGUUCUUGGAAGGCUGCAUUCUCUGCAUACAUGUGUCAGCCAUCUCUGUUUGUUGCAUCAAUAUGGAAUUGCAAAUAGAUAGUGCCAAACAGUAUGGAUGAGCAUAUAGGGCUAGGCACUACUCUGUACAGUCUGACUUGCAUAGUGCUUUCACAGCUAGUAGAGUGGAAGGAUCUGCAUCUUGAAUUAACAGGAUUCGUCUUUGGCAAGCGUGUCUUUAAUCAUAAUGCUAAAAACUUGAGUUAACAAGCCCUAAUCAAUUGAACCACACUUACGUUACAGUGUGCUGGAGCAGGAAUAUCAAGGACCAGGUCUUGUAUAUCUUAUUGUGCCAUUAAAAGUGUCUGUCUAGAAGUCUCAUACAUCUGGUCUACUAGUGGUGCAUCUACUAGUUUCAGGCAUCUGGUGGUGCCAAACCUGUGUUCCUUUAAUUAAUAAAGAUUGUUAAUGAAAUGCAGUCCUCGCAAGAUGCCACUUGGAACAAACAUAGUGGUUACAGUUUCUUUUGUACUUAUAAUUAAAUGCAACCUGGUAGUGUAAUUCACCCAUCGACCACAGAAAUUACGGUAUGUACGUUUUUUGUUGUUUUAACUUAACUUUCCCAAGAUACUACUAGCUGAUUGCUUUAUUCUGCUGAGGUAAAACUUUGUUUUCGGUUGAAGAAAAAACAUUCCUUCACAGCAGCUCAAGAAGAAACCAUGGAAGCUAAUCUAAGUGGUCACAAUAUUGGCAUUACUUCAAUCACAACUGAUGGUAUAUAUCAGUUGACAGUUUUAAUUAUUUGCUGUGCGUGAGAAUGGGUAUGUGUGGUGCAGCAUUGAGAACUCUAAAUACUAUGAGCAAGCACAAGCUAUGUCAAAGUAUCACUAACUCCUAUUAGCCAGUACAAGCGACUAUCCGAAUUGAACUUCCUACAAAGAACGCGAUAUGUGGCAUGGAUUUUUGAAGCUUGGCAUGAUUAGAGGGCAUUCAUCUCCAACAAUUUCAUUAGUUAAUAUUUACCUUAUUGAGAGAUUUUGUCUAUAUUGACACCAAGUUCCCAUCCUGUGAUUUCUGCAUGAGACUGCACAAAACAACUGCUCGGCAUUGCCAUGUGACGGGGACGUGUGCGAGUGCUGAAGCAAGUCAUUCUGAGAGCGCUAGGUGGAUACAGUGAGACUAGCAGUCUGUUUGUGUGUCUGAACUUGUGUUUGUGGCACUCUUGAACCUUUCAGAGAUGAUUAAGCAGACAGCUGUUCAAGAGAGAUGCGAAAGCAAUAAUCAUGCAGACACUGAUGAAGGCCACUGUGGAUCUAGUAGCAUCUUAGAGGACUUCUUUACGGCCGCGAGAAAUCUCCUGAUAGCUUUUCAAUAGCACUUUUUUCUUUCUUUUUGAGAAUACAAAAUACAGCUUUAUGUAAGCCUGCUCAUCUCACUUCUCUAUGCAUUAAAUUAUUGUCUCGCAAUCUGGAGCAGCUCUGUGCAAGUCGUGCAAGACAUAAAUGAUUUUCAAUAGUCCAAACAGUGGAUGGCCUCAACUGUUGCCUCGCUUCAUGACGCGGUACCUUGCGUAACUGGGUGAGGCUUAAUGUGUAAUGAAUUCCCAAUGGAGUGCUCCAUUCAAGUAGGAUGGUCAAACAGCAUGAAACGCAAGUCUUCUUCGCUACAAAGGCACAAAGAGUCGCUUUGUAAUGCAACGAUGUGCAAACUUUUAGUUGGUGCGAGGUGGCUGUCAAGUGGUUGGAUCAUCGCCUUUCUUUCCUUUUUAUUCAUUAAUUGCUUCAGUGUACAAUGCACACUUUACUAUUACUACCUACUUAAUCACCACUGAGUUACCAUGUCACUUACUUUUGGGCCUGUGUGCUUUGCCUAAGUUUAACUCAAACCAUAGAGAUAAUGUUAGCUCUCUUUUACAAAGGAAACAAACACACCACUUGUAGGUUAUAGUUUUUUCAGUUGGCUUCAAGAAAGUCUGCAUGUGCUCAAUGAGACGUUUUGUCUCUUGAUUUUAGUUUUGUCCUUUGUUUUUAGUGUCAGUUGGUACAGUAGUUAAUCUUAAACUGGGAGGGACAUUAUUGAAUGAUGAUGCUUGCCUCUCUGUGUAGAGCAUGCAUAGACACAUAAUAGAGAAACAAAUGGCUGGCAUUUUCCUUGCCAGCUAUUGCAAGCACUGGUAACAAGUGGUUGUGAUUGUUAAUGCUCAGUUUUUUCUUUUUUAUUGUCUUUUUAUGCUGAUUUGCAUCAUCUCGGGAAGACUUGGCAUAGCAACAUGUGUAUGCGUUUCUAAGUGCCAGUGCACUUUCAAAGAUUUGCGAGCUUGUUUUUGACUGCUUUUUCUUUUUCUUUUUUUUUUGUUCUACCUGAGCCACUGCUUGAUGAAGCUGUGAAGUGUUACUGUGAUUUUGUUAUACUUUAAUAGUUUCUUUCACAAUGAUUAAAUAUGAGGCUUUGAAAAUUUUGAAAACAUUAGGAAGCCAAUGCCUUAAGGUUCUUGAGUUUAUUUUUUCUGAAACUUUGGCAUGUUACUAUGUAUGUUUGUAAACACAUGAUUUUCACAAAUUUGUCACUACAAAUUGUGCCCCCAGACAAAUCACAUAUGCAUACUUUUGUGUUUUAAUAGAAGAGACUGUUGGAUCCAUUCCUACAUUUUGUUACCAAAAGGUCAUUUGCUUUGUCAUUCACAUGAUAGCAUCCAGGGAACGAACUUAAAGAUCUUUUGAUCAGUGUUGGAUGUAUAACAGAAUAAGCUAUCCACACUUCUUGCGAAUCAUUGUCCAAGUAUGUAGAACUUAUUCAAAGGUUUGAUGCUUACUCUUUGAACCUUUUGAUACCAGUUUGGUGAAGUAUGCUCAUUCAUAAAACCAGUCUUUCCCACUCUCUGGUAAAAGUACUAGUACUAGAUGCAAAAUGCUCUACAGGCGGUGGUACAGGAAGAAAAAGUAAUGUGCCUCUUGAACAAAAUUGCCCAGAGUAUCGAUGUACAUUUUUGGACACCUAGAUAGUGACUGGCUGGCUCAAAGGAUGGUAAUCACCCAUCUGAUAAAUGAAGUGAACUAGAGUAAUGAGAGGGCUGCAAGACGUUCUGAAAGGUUACGUAGGGAGCAGCUUUCAUCCCUACUUUACAAAUAGGACGGUUAUGGCAACUGCCUACCAAGAUCACGUGGCAAAAAUGAAACUAUUGCUUGACGCCUAUCUAGGAUCAUGAGCUUGCAUGUCAUUUGUUAUGUUCAAAGAAUCUCUGAACAACAUUCCUAUGUCUUGGGAAUUGUAAGCUGUGUAGAGGGGCCCUCUACUCUUUCUCACACACGGUAAACCAACCUGUUUUGGCUUGUAUACAACAGUGUUGCGAGUCCUAGAACCAAUGGUCAUUAUUAGCAUGGUAAAACGCAUGAAUAUUAAUACUUAAGUUCACGAACUUGUGCCAGUUUACAAAAAGCAUAAGCAGAUCUAGCAAAAAAUUCUAGGGCUAAAAUGAUUUCUGCAUGCAUUGUUGAUGUGCUCGGGUUCCCAGUGAUUCAAAAACUAUCUGUUGGAAAUCUCUAACUUUUUCCAUGCGCUGCUUAGCAAUCUGACGAAUCUGUCGUCCAACUCUGCAAGGCCCUCGCAAAGCUUUGCCGCAAUACACCUUUUCAUCAGUUUCUGGUGAUCUUUGGAAGGUUGUCUACAAGUUGCUGCUACAAAAGUGUGAAAAGGUUCCUUGAAUAGUUCACACUACCACGUGUAUACAUGCCACAUGAUAAAAAAACGAUGUUUUCAGAGAGUAUUGUAAGGCCCCUCAGAGCAACUUUCUUCUAGCAAGAGUUGGGUGUUCAGCACAAUACCCAAAAAUGAGCCAAUCAGCAACAGUAUAUCAAGUCUUGUCUUUACGUGGAAAGUAGCAUUGUCUUGAUAGCACUUUGGCACAUAAAAAACUGAAGAUAUUAGGUGUCACACCUUUUGCAAUGUAGUGCUUCCAACAAUAUGACUUGUUCUGAUAAACAAAAACUUUCUUUUUGCAUUGUGGUUUGCACUCCAUUGUAAAUUUGACAUGCUGUAAUGAGAUUAUUAUGCAGAGUGCUGGAGCAAUUGACUGAUAAUUUUUUAAUUGCUGGGCUUGAUGGGCUGAAGAAAUAUACUGAUAAUUUUAAUUGCUAGGCUUGAUGGGCUUACAUUAUCAUAUACCAUAAAGUUGGCAUGUGCAUGUUAAAAAAGUAGCUGGGCAAUAUGUUGUUUUCGGGAAAGGCUGAUAUCAAGCCACCUUAGCCAGUGAUCAGCAUUAUCGUACGUUUUCUACUUUUUAAUGAUGCACCUUUAUUUUUAUGGUGUCUAUUUGCUAGAUUUCUGUUAACUACCUUGAGCUGAAGUGAGUAGUAUGUGCUAAACUAAAAGUGAAUAAGUUGUGCAUAGUUUACAGAAUAAACACUGAACACAAUUA